Molecule: messenger RNA, 2532 nt
Organism: Verticillium alfalfae VaMs.102
Lineage: Eukaryota; Fungi; Ascomycota; Sordariomycetes; Glomerellales; Plectosphaerellaceae
Product: U3 small nucleolar RNA-associated protein
Exons: 4
Coding region: 1-2532 (843 amino acids)
Biological process (GO): tRNA export from nucleus; rRNA processing
Cellular component (GO): CURI complex; small-subunit processome; UTP-C complex
Source: RefSeq, a predicted model, not a curated record
AUGGAGUCUGGCGCCAAGCGACGCAAGGUCUCUCACAAUGGCGACGCCCCCAAGUCCAAACGAUCCGUCGCCAUGGCCACGGCCAGUCCUUUCGUCCUGCAGACCGAAGAGCUCCUGAAGGAGGUCAAGGUCGACUACGCAGAGACCUUUGACGGCGCCGACGCCCUUUUGAAGCAGAUCAAACAUGUCAUCGACGGCAUUGCCCCGCAGGAGGCCGCCCCCAUCUCCGAUGCCACGCGCAAGUUCCAGAAGAAGCACCACAUCCAGAUCCCCUUUCCCGACCCCAAGCCCGCCGCCGACGCCCCCUACAAGCUCGCCUACGCCAAGCCCGCUGCCUGCAAUGUCGUCGGCAGCUACGUCUCGCGCACCAUGAUCCAGGGCCAGGAGGACAAGUGCGUCGACAUGAUUGUGCAGAUGCCCGCCUCGCUCUUCCAGGACAAGGACUUCCAGACCAUGCGCUACUUUUACCGUCGCGCCUACUAUAUCGCCAACAUUGCCGCUGGCGUUCGCGAGGCCCUGGGGUCGUCUGUCGACCUUCUGUUCGAGAACCUCAACGAGAACAGCCUUCUGCCUAUUUUGACCAUUCUUCCCAAGGUCGAAUCGGAGAGCCUGAAUAUGCCAUCCGCAUCAUCCCCUGCGCCCCCGACGGCCUCUUCGCCAAGUCCAAGCUCAUCUCCACCGCAAACAACAACAAGGGCCGACGGCGCAGACGCCCCGACCCCGUUCUACAACUCAACCCUCAAGGCUGAGGAGACAUUCGUCACAUACCUGCGCGUCUUGACCCCGCGCGAGGACCCAGUGCAAAGCCUUCGCGGAUGCCUGCAUCCUCGGCAAGCCCAUGGAGUAAUGGUCCGUCGGCCGAGUCGCAAGAAGGAAGCCGCCAGGUUCCGUCAGUUCUGGGGUGACAAGUCGGAGCUGCGAAGAUUCAAGGACGGCAGCAUCCUCGAGUGUGUCCCUUGGAAACAGACAUCUGCGGCGGGCAUCUGCGAGGAGAUUACCCGCUACGUGCUGAAGCUGCACGCGAGCGUCGAGGAGAGCAACAUCCACUUCUACGGCGGCAAGACGCCGGAUGGUCUCGAGUUCACGCCCGUUGACAAGGAGGCUUUCGACACGGCGAGGCGCGCUUUCCAGACGAUGGAGCACGACCUUCGCAGUCUCGAGGACCUGCCCCUUUCCAUCAGGCGGUUGGCGCCUGUUGUGCCCGAACUCCGCUACGCCUCGAUUCAGCCGCCCGUCAUCGGCUUCCACAAGGGCACUGCCGUUCCUAUGGACGUGACGCUCACGUUCGAAGCGUCGAGCAAGUGGCCUGAGAAUGUGGUGGCGAUCCAGGAGGCCAAGAUUGAAUUCCUGCUUGACAUUGACAGGAGGCUGAAGGCCGCCAAGGACAACAUCACAACGUGCCUCGGCCGUGACAAUGCCGUCCGCGACUCGGACAACCUGGCUUUCCUCGACGUCGUCUACGAGAACGGCGCGGCGUUCCGCCUGCGCGUCCACUCGGAUCCCGAGGAGACACUUCUCGAGCGCCAGGCGAAGAACAAGACGCUCGACCCCUAUGUUCGGCUCGCCGCCGAGGAGACGCUACACAAGAUCCGUUGGCAGAACAAUGACCUGCCGCUCCACACGCAGUCCAUCGCCAGCUUCUGCACGCGCCUCCCCGCUCUCUCGCCCGCAAUCCGCAUGACCAAGCACUGGUUCAACAGCCACAAGCUGACGGGCCACAUUUCCGAGGAGCUCAUCGAGCUCCUCGUGCUCCACGUCUUCCUGCGCCCGCACCCGUGGAAGAUCCCCUCGAGCGCGCAGUCCGGCUUCCUGCGCACCCUCCUCUUCCUCUCCCGCUGGGACUGGCGCACGCAGCCCCUCGUCGUCGACUUUUCCGACGACAUGUCUCCAGCGGACGCGGCGCUGUCGCAAACAACGCUCGCGGCCUGGCGCGCGCGCGACCCCACCAUGAACCACGCCGUGCUCUUCGUCGCCACUUCCCACGACCCAACGGGCCAGUCGUACACACGCACGGCGCCGACGAAGCUCUCGGCGACGCGCAUGACGCGCCUUGCCAAGUCGGCCGUCCGCCUCGUCCGCGAGCAGGACGUCGCGCUCGAGAUUGACGCCCUCUUCGAGCCGUCCCUCGCAGACUACGACUUCCUCCUCCACCUCUCGUCCAAGGAGACGAAGCGCGUGCUCCGCGACGCCGCCGCCGACGCGGGUGCGCGCCACUCGGCGUUCAAGAACCUCGACGCCCGGACGGGCAAGGUGCCGCUCCCGCUGGCACGGCAUCCCGUGGAUGUGCUGCUCGGCGAGCUCGAGGCCGCGUACGAGGACAGCCUCAUCUUCUUCCGCGGCAGCCGCGGGGACGCCGUCGUCGGGGCCAUCUGGCAGCCCAAGCUCCGGAGGCAGGCGUUCCGGGUCGGCCUGCCUUUUAACUUUUCGGCCGUCGGGGACGGGGCCGAGGUCGAGGUGAACAAGGAGGCCGUCUUGUUGGAGAUUGCGAGGAUUGGGGGGGACAUGAUCAAGAGGAUCGAGGUUGCAGAGUAG